Molecule: messenger RNA, 1904 nt
Organism: Polyodon spathula (Mississippi paddlefish)
Lineage: Eukaryota; Metazoa; Chordata; Actinopteri; Acipenseriformes; Polyodontidae
Gene: mfsd13al
Product: major facilitator superfamily domain containing 13a-like
Exons: 7
Coding region: 237-1676 (479 amino acids)
Source: RefSeq, a predicted model, not a curated record
AGAGGAUCCAUUGAGAUGUGCUAGCUCGUUCACAACAAGGAACUUCUGCAUCCUGGCUCCUGGAAUUCAACUUUACUGGCUUUGUGGUCACUCUCUCAGUGCGCAACAUAAGAACCCAAACACCGGACUUUGAAAAAGCUGCUGGUUCAGGAGAAAUUAACUGACAGAUUUCUGCAGUCCAUGAGAUCCAGACUUGAGAAUAGACUGCAUAAAGCCCCAGUCCUGCUGCUGACAGCAUGUUCGGAAUCCACCACAAUGCCCUGGCCUAUGCCAUGACCACGCUGGGCGCUGGGAUGAUGAACAGCAUUUUCAGCUUUUACUAUGUCAAGCUGUUUUUGAACAAGUACAAGAUCUCCGAGGGAGCUUUUCACCAAUCACAAGUUGUCUACAUGAUCUGGAAUGCAGUGAACGAUCCCUUAUUUGGAUAUAUUCAGGACAACUCCAGAGUCCCCUGCUGUUCCAAACGGAGGCUGUCUAUUCUUUAUGGGGCUCCGUUUUAUGCACUGACCUUCCUGCUUGCUUGGUUUCCGUGGAGAUCGUACGAGGCAGGUGACUGGCUGAGCGGAGUGCACCUCAUCGUGGCCCUGUGUGCCUUCGAUGGCAUGCUGACCUUCGUUUUGCUGGCCCAGUGCUCUCUCUUUGCGGAAAUCUCUACCCAUCAUGAGACCAGACUGAAACUCAUCAAGUACAGCCAGGUGGCCUCUAUGAUCGGCUCCUCCAGUGUCUUGUUCUGCGGACUGGUGUCAGAAAACAUGGAGAAUUUCGUCUACUUCCAGAGCUUCACAGUGCUAGUGGCUCUGCUGGCUUGUGCCUGCAUGCUCUACACGGGGUUCCAUAGCAUGAGCCCGUACGACCGCCUGGGGUCAAAGGGCAACAGCGAGGAGGGACAGGGAGACGAGGCGGGACAGAGAGACGAGGCGGGACAGGGAGACGGGGCAGCCCUGUCAUUGUCUUCGGUGCUCUGCAUGACCAAGCAGAUCUUGACCCAGAAGGACUUUAUGAUCUUUGUCACCAUGAACUUCUUCCAGGUCUUCCUCCUGACCUUCUGCAACAACUUCACCAUGAUCUUUGCAGAGCAUCUCAUCCCCCAGAACGUCCUUCCUUCCCUUGUCAAGAGCAUCAUGUAUGGAGCUGGAUUCAUCUGCCCGCAGCUCCUGGUUCUGAGCAGCCAGAACCUGCUGAGGACUCUGGGAUACUACAGAGUCAUCAUGCUCACCUUCUACGUGGAAGCUGGGGCUGCAGCCAUCAUGUUCUUUCUGGGGCCUCACCACUACUACAUCCUGGCAUUAUUUCUCACUGGAAACAUGGUGCUGAUCCAGGCUUCAUUUAGCCUGUUUAAUUUGCCUUUGGCUGACAUAAUUGAUGCUGACCUUUACAAGCACAAACGCAGCACCCCGCUGUCCUCAAUGGUGUUUGGCACCAAUGCCCUCUUCACCAAGCCUGCCCAGUCCCUGGCUCCUAUGCUCGUGGUCAGUAUACUGAACCAGGUUGGCUAUGAGAAACUGGAGGACAUUGCUGUCGUUUCUGAUCAAGGUUCUUUGCAGGAGCUUCAUGAUGUCAUGUUUUAUUUGGUGUGCCUGGUGCCAGUAUGCGUUGCAGUGCUACAAAUUUUAGCCUGGACUCCAUACUCAAUCAGGGAAAGCCACACGGUUGAUGCAAAAUACAUUGAGACUUAAGGUCCAGGCUGUGCAGGAGCACUAAGGACCAAGAGGCAGGCUGAUUUUGAUAACCUUGGCAUCAAAGAAGUCACCUCAAGGGGCUAAUUUGACCUGGAGGGUGCUACUUUUUAUUAUCAAUUUGAAAUGCUCUUUGGAAUAUUGUAAUUGCUCUUUUGUUUGUUGGUUGUUUGGUUGUUAAGAUAUCUAUCUAUCUCUCUCUCUCUCUCUCUCUCUCUCUCUCUCUCU